Molecule: messenger RNA, 675 nt
Organism: Musa acuminata AAA Group (dessert banana)
Lineage: Eukaryota; Viridiplantae; Streptophyta; Magnoliopsida; Zingiberales; Musaceae
Product: WD-40 repeat-containing protein MSI5-like
Exons: 5
Biological process (GO): regulation of DNA-templated transcription; chromatin remodeling
Cellular component (GO): nucleus
Molecular function (GO): histone binding; nucleosome binding
Source: RefSeq, a predicted model, not a curated record
AUUGCUAUCAGUGUUGGCCAGUUUAACCUUCAUGUUUUGCAAUAUGAUAAAGCUUAUAUUCUCCCUUCUUGUAUAUGUUUUAACAUUGUUUUGCCUACGGUAGGUAAGGAUAAAUCAGUUGUCUUGUGGAGCAUACAUGAUCAUAUCUCGUCUCUAUCAGAGUCAUUGUCAAAGUCGCCUGUCUCAUCAACUCCAAAUUCAAGUGGUAAGCAGCCCACUAAAGCUGGUAAUGUGAAAAGCUCAGGCAGCCCAACUGUUGGGCCAAGAGGUGUGUACCAAGGGCAUGAAGAUACUGUUGAAGAUGUGCAGUUCUGUCCAUCCAGUGCACAGGAAUUUUGUAGCGUAGGUGAUGAUCCUUGCCAUAUUCUUUGGGAUGCCUUCGUUGGUACCAGUCCAGCUGUCAAGGUCGAGAAAGCUCAUAAUGCUGACCUUCACUGUGUGGAUUGGAACCCCCUUGAUCAGAAUCUUAUUUUGAUUGGUGGUCUCCUGACAGAGCAUCAGUUUUUGGAAGUGCUGCUGAGGAUGGCUUCCUCAAUAUAUGGGAUCAUGAAAAGGUUGGUAAGAAGAAAGAAAGUGCUGGAACUAGGAUGCCUAAUUCACCCCCCUGGUUUAUUCUUUCAACAUGCAAGGGCAUAGGUGUCAUAACUUCCUCUUUAUUCUAAUAAAGUUAGAUUC